CAGCUUACCUUAUACGUCUCUGCUAAAUGUUAUGUCGAUCUAUUUGCUGUUACCUAUAGCUUAGGCAACGCUGUCGGUGAACGGUAGACGGUAACUUGCAUUGGAAUGACCGUUGCUGAAUCCUCUUCCGGAUUCCUACCAAAGGCGGAGAGGAAAGUUUGUCACGCGGCGAGGGACGCGUUCUACGCCUGCGUACGUGAGCAAGGCGUGGACUUCGCGCCUGGGGUUGCUGUGCCUGCGAAGUGCAAGCAAUUGCGGCAACAAUUUGCUUCCGCUUGUCCCGCGAGCUGGGUCAAGCACUUUGACGAGCUGCAGGAGGCUAACGCGCGCCGCGCCAGGUACCUGGCCGCCACCAUCAACCGGGGCGCUGACAAGGCAGCAGGCUCCCUUACCGGCAAAGCCCAGCAUUAAGCUUGCUAGGGCCUCGGAGAGCGCCUCCUAGCCCACAGCCGAGAUGGGGCGUGAAGACGACCGCGAGCGGGAGCGCCACCGGGACUAUGAGCGCGGCAGCGACCGGGACAGGGACAGGGACAGGGGGGAGCGGCGCGGUGAUCGGGACCGUGACCGCGACUAUGAGCGCGGGGAUCGGGAGCGGGGAAGGGAGAAGGAUCGGGACCGCCGUGACAGAGACAGGGACCGCGAUCGGGAGCGUGAGCGGGAUCGAGACCGGGAGCGGGAUUACGAGCGUCGCGAUGGGCGUGAUCGGGACCGCGACCGAGACCGGGAGCGAGGGCGGGACCGGGAGGAGGAUCGUGACCGGGACCGCAAGCGCCGACGCAGCCGGAGUGAAGAGGGCCGCUCGCGCUCUCGCUCGCGAGACAGGCGCGAAGAAAAGGGCCGGGAUCGUGAUCGCGAGCGCGACCGGCGGCGGAACCGCGACCACGAGAAGCGGAGCAAGAGCCGCGGCGCCUCCUCCGGCGGCGGCGAUGAGGACGAGCGGAUGGGCUCCGAGGAGGGCGGUGCAGGGGAGGAGGCGGCCCCGGCGGUCAACUUGGAUGCGGAUAUCACUCCCGAGGAGAUUGCGAUGAUGCAGGCCAUGGGCAUUCCCUUCACCUUUGAUAGCACGAAGGGUAAGGAGAUUGAGGAUGCAGCGGCGAAGGAGUCGGCGACCCGGACCAAAACCUUGCGGACGGCGCGGCAGUACAUGAACCGCAAGGGCGGGUUCAACCGCCCGCUACCGGCCGAGAAGACGAAUGAGAAGUACCAGCCUGAUUAGGCGGCUGGUUGGGCGGGCGUGGCGUUGGAUGCUCUUUGGGAUGGAGGCAGCAGCUACGCUGGCUGAUGGUGCCUUCCGUUAUGGUGAUCUGGGUUGCCUUACGGCCCAGCCGCUUAAGGUUAGCUGCCUGUGUGGCUGCCGCUUUGGAGCGUGGGAGGCUGGCGCUCUUGUAUAGAGCAUCGUCAGCAUCGAGCACGAAGCUGUGGAUUACGCUUCGUUGAUUGAUGUACUGGCGCAUGGUGUUGCCCUCCCGGAGCCGAGGGUAAAUAUGUGUGGCAACAGGCAGUGGCGGUUAUACGUGUAACUAGAUACACGUUUUCAUUUUGGUUUACAGAAAUUUGGUAACGUGCA
This is a messenger RNA of Astrephomene gubernaculifera, 1567 nucleotides long. NCBI's taxonomy places the organism in Eukaryota, Viridiplantae, Chlorophyta, Chlorophyceae, Chlamydomonadales, Astrephomenaceae. The record is from the annotation of a GenBank genome assembly.